Molecule: messenger RNA, 899 nt
Organism: Nanorana parkeri
Lineage: Eukaryota; Metazoa; Chordata; Amphibia; Anura; Dicroglossidae
Product: beta-2-glycoprotein 1-like
Exons: 5
Source: RefSeq, a predicted model, not a curated record
AUUUGUUAGAUGUCUGCCCCACAAGAAAAGGUAAUCCUAUCGGUCAGACCUGCCAGAAAGCAUGUAUACAAGAUCAAGAGUGCACUAAGAAUAGACCAAAAUGUUUGUGUGAUGGAGAAUGUGGAACGAGCUGUAUCAAACCCCGAAACAGCUGCCUAUGGCCUGUGAACAUCGAGAAUGCUAACACAACUCUGAAUCAGAAAACAAAAAACUUUGGUGACCACAUGACAGUAGGCUGUCAUCCAGGAUUCAAAAUGGCCAAUGGACAGGAGGUGGCUCUCAGCCGUUGUCAAGGAGAUAAGAAGUGGAGUGUGACAGCACCAUGUGAAGAAAUAUAUUGCCCGCCACCUCCAGAAAUCAACGAAGGUAUUCUUGUGGCAGUGAAAAAAAUUGAGUAUGAAGUCUCUGAAGUGAUAUAUUAUAUGUGCAAAAAGAACUUUCUUAUGGAUGGAUCACACAGUGCAACCUGUUUGGCCAAUGGCCAGUGGUCUGAGUGCCCAGCCUGCAGAGCAAGGUGUAAAGUGCCAGUUCAGCGAAGCCGGGUCAUCUACAAAGGGAGAAAGGUCUGGGUCACGGAGAUUGAAGAAGGCCUAGUGCAUCAUGGUGAGACUGUCACAUUUUUCUGCCAGAACACCACUCGAGCCUGCAGCUACACAGCCUCCUCUAAGUGUUAUGAUAGUGUUCUUCCUGUCCCCGACUGCUAUAAAGAACCAACCUGGGUAAAACAAAACAUUUUCACCUGGAAACUUGUGUCGGAAAUCGCCUUAUGCCAAGACCUGUAAGUGCUCUCUACGAAUUGGAGAAGAGAUUCCUGCCUCAUCUUUCUUCAUCGGAUGGAGAAGACAGAAUCCCGAAACUCUGUGUACAUUAUUGAAGGUCACCUCUGGCUGCUGAUCUGU